This is a messenger RNA of Porites lobata, 30064 nucleotides long. NCBI's taxonomy places the organism in Eukaryota, Metazoa, Cnidaria, Anthozoa, Scleractinia, Poritidae. The record is from the annotation of a GenBank genome assembly.
CCCGCGAGUACACUGAGAAAACAAACAAACAAACAAAACAAAAAGGGAUAUUUACUAAACUGCGCGUCAGCCAAGUUCGUGAUGCAGGUGAAGUCCACGUUGUUCGUUCUGGUGCUUCUGGUAAGAAAAUCUUUGUUACUUAGUUGAUAAGAAACAAUAGACUUCAUAGGGAUGGAUGAGAUGUGUAAAACUGUUUGCAGAUCCUCUAGUCACUUGCUUCAGUUACUUCCAUAGUCCGACCCGGCAAAAAGAUAUUUUGGUAGCCAUUUUGCCGAGCAAAAAAUUCGGUUAGCAAAGUGCCAUGAACUUUCCAAGCACUGAAUUUCUGCUUUACUUGAAUCAUCUUAAUCUCUUUAUUCCACAGAUUGCUAGGAAAGAAGGGCAAACAGGAAAAUACAGUAAGCCUUACACGAAAAGGAACAUCAGAAAGUUGUUUGAUGCUAAUGAGUACUUCAUUUCAGUGUUUCCUUCGGAAAUACAUAUUGAAUAUAAUCUUAACAAGGUGUUUUGAGAGCGACGGGAGAUGAAGAGGAAUAAUGGAAAAGAAUAACAACAAUUUUCGAGAAAUCUUUUAUUUGGUGCCGGAAUAAUAGAAUAAAUAAAACUUUCGAGAUGGAAUAAUGAAUCAGUUAACAUGCAUGGCAAUAUGGAAUACUAAAUUAACAUUCAAUCCUUUGGCCUCUUCCAGUCCCAAUAAUGUGUCCCCAAUUAGUACUUUCGUCCUAAAUACUUUGAAAAACAAAUAAAGUGCUUUCUUUCAGUAGAGGAAACAGUGAAGAAAAAUGAUGAAAUGUUCUUACAGUUUGAUUUCCGAGUUCGAAUAUUUUCAUUCAAUUAUCCUUCGCAUGCUCUCAUACACGCUUCUAGUAAGAAGCGGGAACAGGUGGAGGUUUUCAUGAUCAUCAGCUUAAUUGCUACAACAUAACCUUGAAUUAGCAAAAAAUAAAUGAAUGGAUGAAUGAAUGAAUGACUGAAUGAAUGAAUGACUGAAUGAAUGACUGAAUGAUUGAAUGAAUGAAUGAACAAACGAAUGAAUCAAUGAGUGAGGGAAACAAGUACACUGAGUACAGUAAGUUAUUGUUUAGAGCUCAAAAGCAAUAGUUUCUGACGUGUAAGUAGCACUUUUAAAAGUUAUUGCAUUCACUAAUUAAUGUAACCAAUAACGCUGAAUUUGCUGUUCAACAUUUUAUUCACAAUUUAGGACGUUGCCAAGACGCUCUCGGCAUGUCAGAUGGAGUGAUUACAGAUGCUCAAAUUACUGCAUCUUCAGAAUGGAAUCCGGUUUCACAUUCCGUCUCUUUUGGGAGGCUUUAUAAUAAAACAGGCUCUGGAGCUUGGGUGGUUAGGAUAAUUGAUCUGAGUCAGUGGAUACAGGUUGAUGUUGGUCGGCAAAGGACAAGAAUAACACGAAUAGCAACCCAAGGAAGAUACAAUUACCCUCAGUGGGUGACCAAGUACAGUCUGCAAGUUAGUAACGAUGGGGAAAACUUUCAGUACUAUAAGGAACAAGACCAAGCCACAAACAAGGUACCAUAUAAUUCCGAGAAUAAGCCUCUCUGUUUAAAGGACCCCCCUUACAGUCUUCCCCCGCACCCCCAACAAAAAAGAAGAGGGGGUAGUUGUGUUGCAGAAGAUAGAUUCUAAUUAUUUCUGAGUGGUUGAGCUAGGGACUCAACAAUACUUUACUGUCCAAACGUUUUUGGUUUUUCUUGAGGAAUCAGGUUUUCACCGGAAAUACAGACUCAAACACCGUGGUUUCUCACAACUUGAACCCAUCGAUCAUGACGCGUUACAUCCGUUUUCGACCACUCGCAUGGCGUGCCCGCAUAUCGAUGAGGGUGGAGUUAUACGGCUGCCCGUGGCCAGAAGGUAAUGUGAAUCUAUUUGCAACCAUCAAUAUUUUAUCACUAUAUAUCUUUAUCAAGCUAAACUGACUAAAGAAUGAUGCAAUAUCACAAAACCAGUGUCUAAGACUUAGGAAUAUGUGCAAGGUUUAGCCGUUGACUUUAAAUGCAAUCAAAUACAUCAUCAUUACUUUAUUUGUAGAAAAGAGAGCAUGGUCUUUCAUUUUAGAAUUUCAUGUAGUUGUUUUCCCUAUUACCCGAUAUAAAUAACUCAUGAUAAAAAAAUAAACAACAAUUUAGUGGCAACACUCCAGCAAAGGCGUCGUUCGAACUGGAAAUGUUGGUUUUUGAAGUUAGCGGGAAAAAAGAAAAUACCGGGAGAAAAAUUGAGCUCUCUUAGCAAAAACCGGAACCGCCACAUAUGGCCUCUGGUAUUCGAACCCAGGCCACUUCCCUGAAAGGAGAGAAUACGCCACCCUUGUCCCUUUCCUUACAUUUUACAAUAAACACGAAAUUAUUUGGCAUAAGUACGAAGCAAUUAGUCUUCAGUUUCUGUCAGCGAGAAGAAUCAACCUCGUCUCUAUGCAGAGGGGAAAAGCCCUGGAGACGAGCCGGUACCUAGUUAGUUAAACAAAGAUACAAAGUCUACCCCCUGUUAUCCUCGUCGAGGUAACUUUUUAACUGGUACCAUAUAAUAAUUAAAGAGCAACAGAAGCCAGGAUCAUCACCAAUUGAAUAUCGAAAACUGAUCUAUUCAAAGGCUAAAAUUCUUUCCGCAAAGGAACCUUCCUUUCUAAUAAUACCUUCCUUAUACUAUUUUCUCACCCAGAUCAAGUUGUGCUCUUCUCCACCUUUGGUUUUGGCAAGACCUUGUCAGGCCACGUGAUCUCUUCAAUUUAUGCAGCACAUUCUCUAAGAUGUAUGGAACUUUGCUUGACGACCAAGGACUGCAAGUCGUUCAACUACAGUGGAAGUAAGCGCAUUUGUGAAAUGAAUAGCUCCACUGCCAAGAAACAUAAGAAUGGUUACCGCGAGAGUAAAGAUUUCGACUACUAUGAAGCAGUUCAACAUACUGUGAUAGGCGAGUAAAGGAAAAACAUCAAAGUUGUGCCAUGUCGCCGAUGAUAUGAUACUGGGGUGACAUAUACCCAGACCGUCUGCAACCGUUUGCACCAAAAAGGAUCAAGUAGAGAUUUUAGUUUAGAGUACCAAUUAGGACUAUCUUUAUUUAAACCACUUGAUAAAUUUGAAUAGGAACCGGCAUGCACUAAGUAAAUGUUCUAGCCAUUGUAAAUAACUCCAACGUAAAAAUGACCUAUUAAAGACAUGUAAACAAACGUGUACAGGGCUAUUUUACAAUUCACUCUUGGUUCAGUCUUUCUGAGACGAAUAUAGUUGUUAAGUGUCAUAGAAGGUAACUGAAGUUCAGCUUAUUGUAAAUAGAUUUCCACUCCAUAAUAAAAUAAAGGCAGCACAAAAGGUCGGGAAAAGGUGUAUUAACCCAUUCGCCCCUGAACCGCCCGUAACUGCCAGUAUGGAUCCAGGUCCUUAGUACCCUUUGUGACGUCACCAGUUUUAACGUUCAAGGACAACUUUCUUCGGUAACUUGUGUGGAGUGAAGAGAUCUUUCAAACCAUACCAGAAUGAGCACAAUUCAGUCAAGGACACCGGAGAAAGAAGCAAAAAACCACGUGACAUUGACCUGAAAAUCUCCAUGAAAAUCUUGUUCCAUUGCUCACCUACCUUUGCUUUCACCUAAUCCUAAGAUCCUAAAAGCUUUCCUAAAAACUCUUCCCACCAAAAUGAAGCCUACUAAAUGCCCAGCAAGAGAAAAAAAAAAUGAGGCAAGAAAAGCGAAAAAAGAAGGGAGGAGAGAAAGCGAAAAGUAAAAGUCAAGACUGCAUUUUGCUUUCUUUGCAUGACCGAACUUCGCAAGCUGAUAUUUUGCAUCUGGAUCAGAAGGCCGCGAAGUGUACGACCUGUAAACCGGUUUGUGGUAAGUUUUAGCUCUUUAUAGCACGACAGUGACCAGAAAACCACUCGACUAGCUUCAAAACGCGUUUUUCGGCAAAAUCUCCUGGAGCGAAUGGUUAAUACUGUUAUUAUAAGUGUAGCAUCAGCAUUUGUCAGUUUUCAAACGUUCGCAAAAAUGUGGCACAGAACUUCCUAAAUUUUCCCCGCUCAAUUUACGAGAAAAGCACACUUCUUGGCAUGUUACGACGAUCUACAAACUGUUAGUGCCAGAUUUGCUAGUUGACUGAAUAAGUAAGCAACAUAUUAUUUAUAUUUUCAAACAGUGGUCUUUUAAUCCUGAAUGCCACUUAAUAAAUUUUAAAAAAAUUUGAAGUUUUUCUUUAAUUUCUAAGAUUUGCAUGCAUGGAAUUGUGGUCUAUCUAAAAUUAAUAAAUAUCAACUGUGAUGUUAUAGAAACCAAAAUUUUGAUUCCCCCAAGAAAGUUAAUAACAAAAUUUUACUUAUUCAUUCGAUUACUUUAUAAAAUGUAUUGUAAGGUAUAACAGAGGGUCACUAUAGGUUAGUCUCAUACUUGUUAUUAUUAGGGAGCCAAAACUAAAAAAUCUUGUUAACAACACUGAAAUCGUUGCAAAACGUUUGCGAAGGUAGUCGUUCAAAUCGUCAAGGUUUAAUUAAACUUUGUUUUUGCUGAGUCAAACACAGAUUUUUUUGUUCUGGUUUGUUCUAUUUAUUUUUUCUCCUGAGGUUUACUAAAAACCUUCCUAAUAAAUUCAUUUAUUAUUUAUCUUAAGUGUACGCUGCUUUGUUUUGUUAAAAAUGAAGAGAAGAAACAUUAGAAUAAACGUUUAUCCGCGGGACCCCUUUUCAAGAGGAAAACAAACGAAAUUUUGAAGCAAAGCCCAUGAGGGUGCCCGCCCUCCGGUUGAAUAACAAUGUCGCAUCAUUUGCUGUGGUAGGCAUCGGAAAAUACUAAUGCGACGUUGUCUUUUGAUUUUUUGACUAUGUUUCCUUAAGUUAAAGGUUAUUUUCAGUCGAGUACACUUCUAGCAAGUUUAGCAUAGUUUUUUGAAAAGCUUUUCCAUUUGUCGCUUUUAAGAACAAAUCUUAGCGAUGUUAAUAAUUAAGUUGAGCAGAUUCCAGCUCUGGAUUACUCUUGUGUUUGAGGUGAGUAGACUGUUUUCUAACAGUUUUUAUUCAGCCUGCUUAAAGGGGCUAUGUCGCGCUAUUUUCUAUCUUUUUUAAAAUGUAAAACGUGUCUUCGUAUCAAUGGAAUUUCAAAACUAAUGGUCCAGAUUGUUUACUGUCGUCAUAGGGAGCCCAUCCAGAAUCACAAUAGGCUACUGGAAGCUAAAUUUUAAGGAUUUGUAUGGGAAUUUAUAGUAAGAUGGAUAAAACGGUUUACAGUACAUAAACAGCUAUUAAAGUGUACAUACCUCAUAAAGAAGUUGUGUCUGUGUUGUUUUCUUAUUGUUUCCUACCCUAUUAACGCCGUUUUAGCAGAGAAACCAAAACAUUAAAACUUGCUAAAACGGCGUUCAGAGUAUAGGACAGGAAACAGUAUGAAAACAACACAGACCCAACUCUUUAUGAGAUAUGUAUACUUUAAUAGCUGUUUGUGUACAUUUUAACCGUUUUACAGAUUUCACAACAUAUUCCCAUACAAAUCCUUAUAAUAAGGCUUCAAGUAGGCUGUUGUGAUUCUGGGCACCCUGUGCUGUCGUACUUCUUUUGCUACUGAAGGCAAGGAUGGACAUAAGUCAAAUCUCAAAAUUGGCCGUUUUCCAAGCUUUAAUAAUGUGCCAGCCAAAAUGACCAAAAAUCAUGCUUAGCGCUCCCAUGCACACUUUUUUAAAACGACAAUCAUUUGACUUCCGUAUAUUAUUAUUAUUAUUAUUAUUAUUAUUAUUAUUAUUAUUAUUAUUAUUAUUAUUAUUAUCGUUACUAUCAUUAUAAUUAUACAAAUCUUUGAUUUAUCCAUAGAUCACCGGAACACAGGCGAGCCAAGGUAUAGAAUUUGUGCUGACAUGUUUGACAUGUUUGUCAAAAAAAUAUGAAUAUUGGUUCAGAAUACAUCCUGUUAACAAUGAGGGGAGUAUAAGAAACAAGUAAAUGAAAUACUUUCAGCCUCUAAUAAACCUCAGCUACCCAACGGUCUACAAGACGGUUCUUGAUUGAAAUAGACGCUAGUGUUAUGACGCUCAUUUGUUUUGAAUUAAUUUUUGUUGCAGUUACCGUUGUUGUUUUGUAAUUGACAUUUUGUUACUUUGGUUACUAUAAUCUUUAUUAUCAACAUCUUUUUCCGUUUUUUUUUUUUAACAAACUAAAGAACAACCAGUUCCAUGGCCAAUUUAACAAACAGAUUCCAUGUGGCCGUGCAUAUGUUCAGUAAUAGAUCACAGAUGAUGUCAAAUAAAUAUGGUAAGUACAUCAGUGACACACUCGCCUGCGGCUCGAAUGCCACUUUUGUUCUUACCACAUUUUGACAUCUUCCAUGAUCUAUUACCGAACAGACCCAAGGCAACAUAGAAUAAUCUAUUCCUUUCAGACAAUUAAAAGAGAAGGGGUAACAAACUAGUCUCAUAGAACUCGUUUUGUCUCAGUUUCUCUUUUUUUGUUACUUGUAAACAGUAAUCGUUCCUUCUGAACGUUUAUCGAGGUCUUCAAGUGCUUAUAAUACCCGAAAUAAUCUCGCAAACAUUUUCAAAACCACGCGCCAUGAAUCUGUACUCUAAUAGAUCAUGGGUAAUGACCAAUCACAACGCGCGUAAUAUUCGCCAUAUGGUAGAAACUCUUAUCGACCAUAGCUUUCGACCAAUGAGCGCGCGAUGUAAAAACUACUUUAUAGCUUGCACAAAAUUACUAUUCUUACCGCUUACAGGUAAGUUUAAUGUCAAAUUCUCGAUUCGAACAAUUUAUGUAUUUCAUUUUCUGGGACAUAAAGAAUGCCAAGAUGCCCUUGGAAUGGAAAACGGUGCAAUUUCCGACGGUCAAAUCACUGCGUCAUCGUUUCAUACUCAUCCAUGGAUUGAUCAUAGUCCUUACUUGGCAAGACUUCAUUUGCAGCACAUCUCGGAUGCGCGAGCAGGAGGCUGGGUUGCCGCCUUACCAAACGAUGCCUCACAGUGGCUACAGAUUGAUUUAGGCAAUCGGCACUAUAACGUUACAAGGGUGGCCACACAAGGACGACAAUCUUCUAAUCAGAAGGUAACCAAGUACAACUUACAAUACAGUGAUGAUGGAGUGGCUUUCAGCUGGUAUGAAAACGAUCAAGGGCAACCUAAGGUUAGUAAUAUUUCAACCUUUAAACGUCAUUGACUACAUGGUAGUUUUUUUAUGUUAAAUGAAAAACAUUAAGCGUAUUCGAGAGCUUCUUACACUAAAAAGAAGACGAUUACGAUGAUUUUCUCAAUAUUAAGUAAUGCGCGUGCAUAAACCAGUUUCAUUUUUGGGGGGGGGAGCGGGCUGAUGUGAUAGCCGUCGUCAUUCAACUACGGGUUUUCGCGAGAAUGUCGUAGUGGCAGCGGAAAUAAGUUAUCAAAUGUUAGUAGUUUUAUCAUUUUGAGAUCGGUAGAGGGCUUAAUCUUCUUCUAUUCAUUACCUUUUCUGGUAAGCAAUUAAGCUUUCCGUAGUGUUUAGGUUUUGAGAAUACGCGAAAAAACUUUAAGUUCAAUCUCGCCUGGUGGUGGUCAUCCAAAUCCUCAAAUCAAAAGGGCUCGAUCUACCACAGUUUUUACUGAAUUUUUAUUGACAAUUUUUUUACACUUGGUUACUAAUCUCCAAGUCUUCUGAAGAGUCAACGUUUGCUGAUAUCAGAAACGCAGAUUAUUACUAUUAUAUUAUUAUUAUUAUUAUUAUUAUUAUUAUCAUUAUCAUCUUGACAAAUGAAUUCCCAAAGAGUGAAUUGAAACUAUAGCUUUCUAACGAGUAAUUUUAAUUUCUUACGUAUUUAGGAUUUUGCUGGAAACACUGGAGACGCGAACGAUGUUGUUUCUUAUGAUUUGAACCUACCAAUCAGGGCUCGAUACAUUCGUUUUCUACCUGUGACGUGGGAUAACUAUAUAUCAAUGAGAGUGGAGCUUUAUGGCUGCAUACAAGGUUUGGAAGACGUUUUGGACAAAAAUUCACUAGUGCUGUUUGACACCAGUUUACCAUUUUUAACUUUCAGUGUCCAAGCUUGAGCCAUCAAAAAAUCUUGCUGAAAAACUCCCACCUAUUAAUAACUUUAUAUAUAUAUACCACAAUUUACUUGUCUUAGGAUGUCAACAAGCUCUUGGUAUGGCGAAUGGUGCAAUCACAGACGAACAAAUUAGCGCUUCUUCGGAGCAUGAUCCUACAACACAUUCCCUCAAAUUUGGUAGAUUAUUUUAUACAUUAAAUUCAGGAGCUUGGGUAGCAAAAGUUUCCGAUGACUCCCAGUGGAUUCAGAUUGAUCUUGGCAGAAAAAACAUCAAAGUGACGCUUGUGGCGACGCAAGGCAGGGCAAAUUACGGCCAGUGGGUUACAUCAUAUAAGCUACAACAAAGUAACGAUGGAGCAAAUUUCAAGUACUACAGAGAAGCCGGGCGGCCCGAAGAUAAGGUGAAAUUCAAAGUAGCAGUUGAAAGUUUAAAGAAUCAAUAAUAUUUUCUCACUUGAUUUUACCUACAUGACUUCAUUAAUGCAUAUAAUACAAAAAGAAAUCUAAAUUCCCAAACGGUUUGGAAUAAUUAUCCGUUCGAAUUUUCCUGUUCUUAGUUCCAGCACUAGGUUCAAUAUGAUGUCAGUUGAACAUUUUGAAUUUGUUGCCCCAAAAUUACUGAUUAAUGUUUUUUAAAUCAUAACUAAUUGACUUUGAUUACUCAUUAUUGUUCAAUUUUUAAGGUCUUUACUGGAAACACAGAUCAGAACACCAUUAAAUCUCAUGAAUUGAAUCCACCAAUCAGAUCUCGCUACAUCCGUUUUCGACCAGUUACGUGGAAUGGAGGUAUAUCAAUGAGAGUGGAACUGUACGGCUGCGCACAAGGUACAUAUCCCACCAGUUUAUCGGUGACGGUGCAUUACCGCUAAUAAAUUGGGACAUUUGGGGACUGGCACAUUAGACUUGUUCGUGAUAAACCACUUUUGGGUACAUGUUAAAAAUAGCAUGCGAUUAUUAGCAAUUAUUGAAUGAGGCUGAGUAGCAUUUGAAGAAUUAUGCAGAUCGAGGACGAUGUUAUCCACCGAGACUGACUGGCCAAGGUGAAUAACAUUUUUAAGUUCUUAACAAGCUUAACUCCUCGUAGACGUUCUUCUAAACUUUGGCGUAUUUUCGGCACAGGUUUUUUUCUUGCAGAUACACCUCAUUAAGUAGAUAACGUCCAUCGAGCAAUGACUUUUGCGUAUUCUUGCUUUCCUUCCAUUCAGCUUUAGACAUAAAUUCAGCUAUUUCGUCUUAGGAUAGUCGUGAACGCCAUUCUUUUUUUUGGUUCACUCGUGAAUAUCGUGGAAACGACGUUGAUCGACGGUCUAUUUCCCAUGCAGCCUCUUUUCCAAUCAAAGAUACCAUCGAUCAACCUCGUUUUCGAUCAAAUAUACCAUUGAAUCGAUGGUAUAUUUCUAGCAUCUUCCAAAUUUGGUCAGUGCCCGUUGGUUAUAUAUAAUGAAGAACUAACCGGAGGCUCUAAGCCAAUCAGAAAUUGCGAAAUAUUUUGAAUGAAUAAUUUAUCCUUUUCUGGCUAUAUAGGAAUGCGCAAUGCAUUUGUAUGAUAUGACUUGGUGUCUUUCAAAUAUAUUCUUCAGAAUGUCAUCAUGCCCUUGGUAUGGAAAGCAGCUUAAUCCCUGACGUUCAAGUCAGCGCUUCCUCUGAGUAUAGUGAUUUGUAUGCUGCUACUAAAGGUCGACUGAACAACAGUCCACAGCCUUGGGUACCUGCUUCGUCUGAUGCAGAUCAAUGGCUGAAAAUUGAUGUCCUAGGAAUGGGGCGAAAGUACGUUAGAGUAACGGGUAUAGCAACGCAAGGAAGGUAUCAUUCUACUGUAUCCCAUUGGGUUACCAAGUACAAGGUCAAAUACAGCGAUGAUGAUGUCACCUGGCAAUUCUAUAAGGAACACGGACAAAAUAGUGUCAAGGUCUGAUAGAGAGAAACUUACCUUAAAACUUAAUAUAUCGGUAUAGUUAUCACGGCCUCCCUAAAGCUAUAAUAGUUUCAGUAAACUUAUGUGUGUCUAAAAAACCAGUGAUUAUUUACCUCUUAAUUAUGACAUAAUCAAACAUAAAGGUCAUCCUGGAUUGCUCUUAACUUUGACCUUACAUAAAUUCUAUUGUGUCAUAAUAAUAAACAUAGGUGUGUGAUGACUGAGUAACUAGUUGUCUAAUUUCGUUGUCGCACUAUUCUCUUUUCAAAAAGGAAUUUGUUGGAAACUUUGAUAAGGAAACCGUUGUUCACCAUGAUCUUAACCCACCAAUUAAGGCCCGCUACGUCAUGUUUCGACCGAUAAUGUGGAAUGGUGGAGUAGCCAUGAGAGUGGAGCUGUAUGGUUGUACGAAAGGUGAUAAAAGACAAUUAUUCUUAGUUUUUAAAUCCAAUAUUUUAUAUAUGAUAACUUAGUCCUUUAACGUAUUCAAAUUUUAUGUAGUACGCUCGAAAAGAAAAACGCAGUAGCAGAUGGAAGCUAAAGUUGAAUAGGCCAUGCCCGAGUUCCCCGGGGCCGCUUUAUCAAAACGAGGCUAAGUGCUCAGCCUUUGAUAUGGAAAUAAUUUUUCAUUCUCAUCCAAAUAAAACUCAUUUUCACAAGGCAGGUUGUGCACUUGGCCUGUUUUUGAAAGUGAGGGUCUUUGGAACUCGGAAGUGGCCCAUUGAGUCUUUCCAGUAACUGGAUAUAUAUUUAGGGUGUGUUCCUUUGGGAUGAUCCGGAUCUGGGUCAGUGAUCCGAGAUCACUUAGAUCAUUGUGGAUCAAAUGAACCGAUGAAUCCUUGUUCAGAGUGGAUUCAUUGGUUCAUUUGUAGAACAUCAACAAACUUAUUCCCUACGGUACUAGCCAACAAGAUAAAAUAUGACCUCAUUAAAGACUGAAAUAUGCCAAACGAUUAUGAUUUCAGCUUUUUAAAAUCUGAUGCCUUUUUUAGUAUAGAAUCUUGUAGCUAUUGAUUUCUUUUUGAUUGAGGAGCUUUUGCCUGAAUCGCGUCAAGCCUCUGAAAUCCCCGCAGCAAGAACCUCUAAACCCGUCAAGUUUUUUAUUCUUGUCGGCGGUAUUUCGAGUGCGCACAUCUGUUUAUUGAUAAACCGAUGGUCAUAACCGAGCCCACACUACCAGGCGCACGGCCAAGUCCUGGGCUCAGCAACAAGCAGCACACCUUCAACAAAUUAACAAAGAUCUCACUGGGAUUCAUGUAGAGCUUUUCACGAGUACGUCAAAAUCGAGCAAGAGAAAGAACUGCUCUGCUUUUUAGGAUGUGACUUGUGCUAAGGAACCGGCAUAAAAUGGACUGCUCGGAUUAUCACAUAAUUAAAGUUGCUCGACUAAAACGAUUUUGGAAACUAUACAACACUUCACUAAACUACAUUAACAACAAAAAGCCAACUAUGUGUAGUAAAACGGGAAACCUCUUUUUAAAUCAAGCUUACCUAGAACUUUCCUCAUUGUAAUGUAAGAUUUAAAAUCUUUUUAUGUUUAUGUAGUUUGUUUCGAUGUGUUUUUAUUCGUUUAGUCAUUCAGUCUUUUCGCUAAUUUCGUUACCGUUUUUCGUACACUAAGGUUUUUGUAUUCUCUGAACGCUAAAUAUUGAGAACAUUUUGUAGUCCUUAAAAAGAAGUCGUUUGUUUUGUAGAGUGUGCUUCACCAUCCAUUGGCAUCGAGAAAGGAAAAAUUCUUGAUUCUCAGAUGACUGCGUCGAGUGGAGAUGCAUCACUUGCUCGUUUAAAAGGACGCUUUGCUUGGUGUCCUUCGUCAGACGCUCUUAAUGAAUACAUACAGGUGAACAAAAAACGACAAUCGAUUUUUGAUCUGAUAUGUAACAAGAAAUAGUGCGAAAUCUUAUGAGACACGAGCCAAAAGAACGUCUAAGGAUUGGCUCAUACAUGCAAGGUACAUGUAGUCCAAGACAGUAUUGGAUUCCAGAUUCCAGGUAUAAUAGAGUCCAGAUUCCUUGUCCGUGGAGCUUGGAUUCCGGUUUUUAAUCUUAGCUCAGCGUUUUUCUGGAUCUGAAUUCCGGAUUCCAAAGCCUAGGAUUCCAGAUUCCGCAGGCAAACACUUCAUGGAUUCCGGAAUCCAGAUGACCUUACUUAGGAAGAUACGGAGGAGGAUUAAGUUACUGCGGCAGUGGUAAAUUUGAAUUAUUGAGUCACUUUCAUUCAAGCCUUGGCUUAACUUAACGAGGCUUAAUGGUUAACGCCAAAGGUCAAUUUAAUAAAAUUUUUACACGUGUAAUUUACAAGUGUAGCCAUUGUUUUAAAGUCUGAGAAUAAUAGCUACACUUUUAAUUUGAUUAGCUAGAUAUUGUUUGAAAAUAAUAUGCAACUAUUCCUUUAUAUAUUUCUGAAAAAAAUAUCACACAAAAAAUUAUUUAUACAGGUACUUGGUCUGAUAGUUGAUUUCGGUCACGUCUUUGCCCAAACAUAAACUACUGAUGAGCAUUUGUGCGUGUCUCAGAGGGUCAUUAAUGUCUUUUAUGCGUUUAAACAUGCAGGUUGAUUUGGGAGGAAAGUUCCGUGUUUGCGCUGUAGCCACUCAGGGAAAUCCUGGUGAACAAAAGAGGUUUGUCAAAGAAUACAAACUGAGGUGGUCUAACGACAAUGUAAACUGGGACACAAGCUCAGAGGUAGGACCAGUUUAAAUAAGUACAGCUUAGCUUAGCAGCCUUUGUAGUAAGGAUAAUGUUUUCGGCAACGUUUUGACCGAAUGCAAGCCAGAGGAUGGACUUUCACUGUAGCGUUAUGAAAAUGCGACUUAAUGUAUCGGUCAAAUCGAAGCUUCAACAUGCCCCCCCCCCCCGGGCAUACCCCGGGCAUUUGACACCUUUGCCGUCCCGGGGAGGAGGGAAUUUGAUUUUCAGAGUCUUCUAGGGGGUGGGGAAUUUGAUCCCCAUGCUUUAGGGGUGGGGAAUUUGAACUGCACCCUCGAUUUCAUGUAAAAUCUUUGGCGUGGUGAGCUAUCACGGGGGACGCGGUGUUAGAGGAUUUUCGUGGAAAAGAUUAUGCCUUUGUGGCCAGUUGGUUACGAGGAAAGGGCUUACACAAGCUUUGUGCCGUAUUUGAAGUAUUUAAAUUUUGAAAUUUAUAAUAUUGGCUUCAGGCUUUGAAUGUAUGAAUGUAUAGGUCAACUGCUUUGAUCUACUGCAAGUAUGUUAAUUAAUAAGGUGAGCGAUGAUGCAUGUCACUGAAAUGGUCAUGAUGAAGUAAUCUCAAUAGGUGGGAUCUUUUUUUAUAGAAGGCUUUGUAUGUUGCAUCACGCAAAAAAGCUGAGCAUUCAGUUUAAUACCUUGUAGCAGCGAUUUCCGCUGCUUUGCAUGAAACUUUGGUUCGUAGUAAAUAGGCUAACAGGGUUUCUCAGUUUUUGUUAUAUUUAUAAAGGUUUUGUUCGACAACUGAAGGCGUUUCCGCCGUCUUUCUGUCAUUUUUGUGCCUGUGAAAUGUCCCCGGGGUGGGGGCAUUUGAUCACCUGAAUGGACCCCAGUGUGGGGCAUUUGAACGGCAUUUUGGCCCGGGUAGGGGGGAAUUUGAACAACAAUUUUCAAAAAAGUCAAAUUCCCGGGGGGUUGCCCGGGGGGUGGAUGUUGAAGCUUCGAUUUGACCGAUACAUAACGCGCGUAAAAUUUACGCGGGUACUAGCAAUGUUGAGGCAAUAUAUGAUUGCACCUCAACUUUUACGUUCACGUGCGACACUUCGUACAUGCCUCUAUUUUAUUUACCCUUGUACAAUCUACCUGUCUACUGUACACAGGUAGAAAUUACGCGACAGUGAAGAUCCCGGCUAGAAUCUAGUUUGGUCCAAAAAUGUAUACCCCGCAGUCCCGAGUCACUUAUUGCUUCCUAAGGAUUGAUUAUGAAUGAUUACGUCACAGACCAAAAGGGUUUGGGAUACUUUCCGUCCACCAUUCGCACUGAGAUAAUAUUUUUCAUCUCCCUUAAACAAAAACAGUAGAAAAAACUAAGAAAACGAAAGUUAAACAAGUUGUCAAGCAUGGGUUGAGGCCAAUAAUGCUGAUUUAGAUUUUCAGGUGUAACCAAGGGCAGAAACAUGAGGAACAACUCAUUUUAUUGAUUAUCUCUCAAACCCUAUUUAAACGUUAAGAUUGACAGUUGGAUGCACUAAAGGUGUUAUAGCUAAAAUAGAAAGAGAAAAUACAGAUAAAAAUUCAUUUAACGAUUCUCUUGAUAAUAAUAAAAUGCAGUAGAUAUUUCAUCGAUAUUGGCUCAAAAAGAAGACACGAGAACGCACAUAAAAAAGAAACUAAUAAUUCUAAUAUGGUUACCUUAAACUUUCAUUUCAUGUAAUCGAUUCCACAGGUUCUAACUGGAAAUACAAACUGGCGGGACAUAAUAAAGAAUUAUGUUCCAAUAAUAUACGCUCGGUAUGUUCGACUUUACCCGAUUCAGUGGUACGGCAGCCGAGGAUGUAUGAGAAUAGAGAUAUAUGGAGAACUUUGGCCUGAAGGUAGGCAUGUGCUGCAAGUUGUACUGCCUCGUUAUGUUUUUCAUCGCCAACUAUUGCGGCCAAGCGCCCGCGUAACGUAAGCGGUUUCUUCGAUAUCUGAUUCUCAAAAUGGAGUCAAAUUUUACAAAGAAAUGAUGGUUACAAUGAUAAACUACAAGGUUUUCAUCUCUUCAUCAUCUCCUUCUUUCGUUUCCUUUAAUUGUUGUUGUUAUUGUCAGUUAACGUUUAAAUAUGGAUUGGAAGGACAACACUACAAAGAAAACGUUAAAGUUAUUUGUUUGUUAUAUAGUGGGAAGUGCACUUAGCCGGCUUAUCCAGCCAGUUUACAGACACUAUCGGGGAAAAUUGCAACGCCAGGCAAUUCACAGAAAUGCUGGCAUGAAAUUGAAUAAACGAAGUUAUGAAUUGAUGUAGUUAGUGUUCGUAAAUCUCACUGGUAAUUGAUCUUUUAAAAGAGUUUAAGUUAAAGAAAAAAUGAUAAAUUCGAGGCGGGUUAAUUUACUAUAAAACGCUAAUAUUUCUUUUUUGCCUUUUCUAGUUCCAGCGACACUGUUUUCCCCCAUUGGUUGUAGUCCUGCACUUCACAAUCAAGUGAUUUCGUCUAUAAAUACCACCCAAACUGGGAUAGAUUGCUUAAAACUGUGCUUGGAAACCGAACAGUGCAAAUCGUUCAAAUUUAAUAACCCAAUGCAGAGGUGCGAAGUGCUUUCCUCAACCACUGAACUGCAGAGUGGAGUUGAACUCGAAGAGGGAUUCAGUUGUUACGAACCUCCUUCCUAUCAAAGAAUUUCACCGUAGUGGUGGUGAUCUUGCAAAUAUUUCUCACUAGAGUAGUAGCACACUACGUAAUAAAAAAUAAACAUAAAUAGGUAUUAAGUGAUAAUACUGCUGAAGGCGUUAUGACGUAAUUACAUGAAAUAACCUCUACGUCAUUGUUUCUAAGCUGCGAUCAGGCGUCCUUCCCUUGUUCUUUGUAUGACGGGAUUCGCCGACAUUUUCCCUCCCGAAAAAAGAACGCCUGAUCGCAGGUUACAUUGUUGCUAGUGUAAAUUAACCUGUUUUCCAAAGGCGGUUAGAGAAUCCCUAGCACUUCAAUCGAUUGCUGCGUGCGUCUCGAAAUAAGAAUGUCUCGAAAUCAGAAAUUUAACAAUUGUACCAAAGUAAAUUAUUACGUAGUGGAAGCCAGAUGACCGUCAAUUUCAGGAGGAAAAAGAGUUUGCUCCCGCCCAAUUCUGACCGAUAUUAAACGUCAAGAAAUGAAACGAUACAUUCCAUUUCUUUUUCAAUAUUUAACCCCCUAAGAUAGCUGUUUUUAUGUCAUUAAUAUUUUCAAACCAUUCUUUUUUCUCUCUCUUUUUAAGCCAUAGCUUAAUAUAUUAUCCUUGUAGUAUAUUCUGUCUUUUUAACGCUAUGUAAUCAAUCAUUAUUAAUAAAGACGAUCAUUGAAUUGAAUUGAUAUCAUUGUCUGCAUGUUUGCGUCUAGUUAUAGGCCUUGUAUAAAAUCAAGCAAUUACUUUAAUUGCUUCCUUUUUAGCUUUCUCCUAUUAUCCCGACCCCCUGGAAUGUGUGAGCCGUCCCAGUUCCUUGUCGUGUGGCAAAGUUAGCAGGAAGUUCUUUCUGUACACCUACCAAGAGGUUUUUCUCCUAAGGUUUAAUUUAUUUUAUCGAGCUACCCCAAUCUGAUAACACGAAGCUCUUCGAAACUUUGAAAUUUCGAUCGUUCGUUCUUCGUGACAAGGAUUGUCAUUGUUUUAGGGCUUGUGUCUAUUGUUUUCAUUUAUUUCGUUAUUGUUUCCUAGCUAAAUUCUGUAAACUGUUCCGAGAGUUUCCAGGCGGCCCAAAACAAGAGAAGCAGAUGUCAUUGAUAAUCUUUUUGGAACUCCUUAGAAGUUUCCUUUACAAUCUAUAACUAAAGCACAACGACUAUAAUUACCUUUCUGUUCAGUUCGUAUGAAAGGAUCGGAUUAUUAGCAGGAAUCAUCUUACAUAAUUUAUUAACAGAGGAUGAUGCGGGUCGCUCUUGAAUCAUUUACAUUCAACUUUCUGUUUUUGUGCGCUGUUAUAACACUUGAUAUAAUUAAUAUCGAGUCGGGUCGAGCUGACAGUAUGACAACACUCUCCGAAAAUGAACUUUGCAGUUAUAAAAAGUGAUCUCGACCACGACGUGACCCAUAACAACGCUCCUUUUAAUAUAUAAUUUGUGUUUUGUACAAUACACGCUGAUUGUUGACCAUCGACAAGCGAAUCGUUUUAUCCGAAAUCAUUACACCUCCCUUCACAUCCCGAGUUUAUAUCAUCAGCUUUUGUGAUAAAAUAUAGUUGACUUAAUUUGACUGAACCACACACUGUGUAGCAAAAAUAAUUUGGUUAGGAAAAAUCUGCAAAUGUAAACUGGGGACACUCACAGAUUAUACCUAAAAAUACACGUUUCUCAUUUUAGACUUGAGAGACGCGAUUCAUAUAUGUAGGUAAUCUAUUUUAUCAACGCAUCAAAGAAGAGUUAGAGUUAUGCGUUUGAUGCAUCUCUGGUUUGCAUUUCUGGUAGGUAAAACAAAAAUUUUUGCUUCUCGCUAUUCACGCUUCAUAUCGUAAUUGAAGCGCGUAUUAAAACCUUUAAGGUGACUCGACCCAGUUUUUUUGAGGGGGUACCAUCCUACUUUGAAGCUCUCUGGUAUCCCCACCUUUACUUUUAUCGUAAGUCUAACACAUAGAAUGGGUAACAUAUAGAUCAAUCUACAAUAUAACAUAAAAUUUUUGGCGAUCGGAGUAAAUGUCACGUGGUUCUAAUGCCACGCCCCUUUGAGGUCUGAGUCGAAAACCUGCUGUUGCCGGCAUUUUUUCGUGAAAAUCUCUCAGCUACACACAGUGCGCAUUAGUGCCUUGCGCUGAAGAGAGUUUCACCAAAAUCGCAAAGACCCAAUUCGAGAAAUUCAGCGGUUUCCAAAUUUAGGUCAUACUUAAUGCGAAAAUGAUAAGCAAACUUUACACGGAUUAUAUCUAAUAAACUAUGAGAUUCAUCCCUUUAUUUUGGGCAUCGUUAUAACAGAUGGGGCCUUGCAAGUCAGCAAAACGCUUUAGGACCCUGUAAAUGCGCGCGAUUUCGAGCAAAGCAAACAUAUAGAAAUUAUAGUUUUCGCUAUUUCUUGACGUUUGUCAGCGUUUAAGAGUCCUUCUCACGAAAAAAGCAUUUUCUUAAAAAUUCGUAGUUUUUUUUCCUUCAAAUUUUUUCAGGGCCACAAUUGAUUAACUAACUACCCGGACUCUGAAUUUCAUGGUCAUUGAAAAACUGUGACAUUAUCUUUUAUAAGCCCAAACUUGAGUAAACAUUGAAGAUUUUUAGCGUUUUGGCUGAGUUUGUGCUUUGGGAGUUGUCUAUUGUUUCUAGUCUGUCAUUAUACAGCAUUCCUGUUCAGCACGCGUGCAAUGACCGCGCUUGGCUGACUUCCAAAUGCUCACCGAGAUAUAAUAAUUUUGGUACAGUGAGACAGGCCAUCGCGUGAUACAUAGAGGUUUAACUAACAAUUUUUAAUCAAUUCUUGUGCCUUUGCAAAAAAAUCAAGAAGUGCUACACACUAAAUCUACUUACUAUGACAAAAAUAUCAUUUUUUCAUAGGUUUAAUGCAAGCCAAUAAUUAAACCAACUCGUGACGGGAAUAUCUCGGUGAGCAUUCGGAAGUCAGCCAAGCGUGGUCAUUGCACGCGUGCAGAACAAGAAUACUGUAUAAUGACAGACUAGAAACAAUAGACAACUCCCAAAGCACAAACUCAGCCAAAACGCUAAAAAUCUUCAAUGUUUACUCAAGUUUGGGCUUAUAAAAGAUAGUGUCACAGUUUUUCAAUGACCAUGAAAUUCAGAGUCCGGGUAGUUAGUUAAUCAAUUGUGGCCCUGAAAAAAUUUGAAGGAAAAAAAACUACGAAUUUUUAAGAAAAUGCUUUUUUCGUGAGAAGGACUCUUAAACGCUGACAAACGUCAAGAAAUAGCGAAAACUAUAAUUUCUAUAUGUUUGCUUUGCUCGAAAUCGCGCGCAUUUACAGGGCCCUAAAGCGUUUUGCUGACUUGCAAGGCCCCAUCUGUUAUAACGAUGCCCAAAAUAAAGGGAUGAAUCUCAUAGUUUAUUAGAUAUAAUCCGUGUAAAGUUUGCUUAUCAUUUUCGCAUAAAUUAUGACCUAAAUUUGGAAACCGCUGAAUUUCUCGAAUUGGGUCUUUGCGAUUUUGGUGAAACUCUCUUCAGCGCAAGGCACUAAUGCGCACUAUGUGUAGCCGAGAGAUUUUCACGAAAAAAUGCCGGCAACAGCAGGUUUUCGACUCAGACCUCAAAGGGGCGUGGCAUUAGAACCACGUGACAUUUACUCCGAUCGCCAAAAAUUUUAUGUUAUAUCGUAGAUUGAUCUAUAUGUUAUCCAUUCUAUGUGUUAGACUUACGAUAAAAGUAAAGGUGGGGAUACCAGAGAGCUUCAAAGUAGGAUGGUACGCCCCCCAAAAAACUGGGUCGAGUCACCUUAACGGUUAAGGUUUGUUGUUAAUAUACUGUCACUGUCAAUUGUCACUGCCAUCAAUGUUGAAUUUUAGUAAUUUAAGAAUUACUCACACGACACGAUUCUUCUACGAGAAUCGCCCGACGUUUUAUCGCUGACAGAAAAUCGGGAAUUCACAUUAAUUUUCAGUUUAAAGUUUAAUUCAUUUCUACAGAUAGCGCGGUCAAACGAGGGUUAUUGGGCAGACCAAGGUAAGCAGUUUUUAUUGAAGAUUGUGCUGUCAGAAGUUUGAUUCUUUAUGAUUUUAGAUGUUAUAGCAGAAGCCGAUAAAUUGGCCCCCGGAUAUAGCUCCAUGAUAACAGUAAUUACUGUCACGACUCGGCCUGUUUCGUAAAGAUCCGUAUUCGUUUUCCUUCAUGGCAUAAGUGGGGGCUGUGUGACGUCAUAUUAACUGAUGGCAUGUAUAGACAAGAUGAACACCAUCUUGAAUUAUAAAAGUAUUCUAUAUAGCUUUAAAUAGUUCCAUACCUGGCUAACAGUUUGACAACCGGAGGAAGAAAUUUGUACGCUAGAGGUUUAAUGCAAUAGUAGUGAUCUAAAAAACAUUGUAUGGAGAUAUUUAGAUGAUUAGGUUUGAGCCUUUAAAUUUUAAAGGUUUUUUGGUUUCUAUGUUAACUUAAGUAUUGAGUAACUUGUUGGUACAUGGGUAAUUGUAAAACGUACUCUCAAGGCUUCACUAUAAUGGCCCUGCAACUCUUUUUAUGUCAUACAAUUUUUUUAUUAGGCUGCAAUAAAGCUCUUGGCUUAGAAAGUGGAGAGAUCUCAGAUGGCCAAAUCACCGCGUCGUCAUCAUACGAUUCCCAGCUUCUUGCGCCGUUUGCCAGGCUGAACUUAAAACGAGCCUCGAUAACAAAAGGAGCCUGGAUAGCCGGCAGUAAUAAUGUUAAUCAGUGGCUUCAGGUUGAUCUGAGUCUUCAGUAUAACGUCACACGCGUAGCAACACAAGGAAGACGGGUAUUCCGACAAUGGGUUACUGGGUACAAUCUGCUGUACAGUGACGAUGGUGUCAACUUUUUCUACUAUGAGAAUGAAGAAGGAAAAACGAAGGUUAGUUAAGCUGUAAAACAUAUAAAACAUACAAGCAAACAAAUAUUUUUCUGACACAGAAAAUAUUAAUUCUUAUAUAUUUGAUCUUCGGUAGAAAUAUUUAUUGACACGUGAAAAAACAUCGCAGCCAUAAGAUUUCGUAUUAAAACAUUUAAAUGCGCCUUGUAUCUGUCAGGAGUGAUAACCGGCCUUUUAACCGUACCUUUUAUACCAUUAACAUGUUUUCUAUUUUCUGAUGAAGGAAUUUACUGGAAACAGAGACCCGGUCACUAUUGUCUCUCAUUCACUGAACCCGCCCGUCUUUGGACGCUACAUCCGCUUUCAACCUUUGGCGUGGGAACGGCAUAUUUGCAUGAGGGUAGAGGUUUAUGUUACUAACAAAGGUAAUAGAGUAAAAGGAAAAUAAGAAAAUACAAAUUAGUAAAUGCUUCAAAAAUUCUGUUGAAUGAAAUAAUAAGUCGAUUUUUAUCGACCAAUUGUCUUUUUAAAUUUCAAUUCAUUAAAUACAAACUUUUGGGUGGACUCAUUUGCAGAGUACGCGUUUAGCCGUUGCGUUUGCCCGUUAGCAUAGCAAGAAACUGCAAAUACGGCCAAGUCGAGGAGGUCUCAUUUUUACGUGUUCUUUUUCCCUAGUAGUAGUGAGGUUUGUUACGACUAACGGGACUUAAACGUCAACUCCCGUAAUGAAGACCGACUGGCUGAAUAAAACGGCUUUCGACGCCUGAUUUAGAAGCCAGUUUUGACAGUUUGGAGGGUAAGGGUAGUGACAAAACAACACUAACUGCUUGUAAUUUGGUUGUGUCAGUGUUAAGUGUUGCAUAGUGAUACCAUUUGGGUUGUGUAAUGCACCUUCGAUUUUUAAACGUUUAACGAGCAGUGUAGUAAGAGACAUGGCUUUGCCAAAAUCAAUAAAAAAAAUUCGAGCUAGCAAAUGCAACGGCCCUACUAGUACUCUGAAAAUGAAUCCACCCCUUGUAAGACUGGAAAUGUAAAAGAAAUCUUAAAUGAAAUUUUUCGGGGCCUUUUUUUCGUCUGUAGUCUGCUCACAGUUGUUUGGACAUGCUCAACAAUGCCUUUUUAAUUGGAAUUCAUUAGAUACAAACCAGUAAGGUGGGUAGAAAAUAUAAGACCCAAAAACGAAGACCUCCCACCAAAAUGGUAUAUAAAUUGGUACAAUCAACUAUCUCGACCUGAGAUGUGUAAAAAAACAAUAAGUUCUUUAAUUAUCAGUGAACUGACACCCCCACAAUCUAUAAGGGUCUUGAGGUGGGUUGUAGAAAACGAAGACCCUGUUCAAUUUAAUUCAUCGAUAGUUGAAGAUCUUGUUGUCUCUUGCUCAUCUCUUGGGUCAAGAAGCCGUUCCUAGCUGUUUUAAAGUGAUUUUCACGGGGUUCUUCGUUUUUUUACAUUUGAGAGGGGUUUGUAGUGAACAAACACCCUCGUCAAAUUCAUUGAUAGUUGAAAAUCGUGCUUUUUCUGAUACGGCCCACCCCAAACCUGAAAGACAUAGUCAUUUGGCUAGGUGACUGAAAAAGGAAAAAAAGAAAUCAUUGCUGAAAUGUUUGGGUAUUUUUUGUUCUGUAGUCUUCUCACAGUCGUUUGAGCACAUUCCUUUUUACAAUUAUUAAUUGUGCGCAUGGCCUUCGAGCGAGUAGGCCGCGCUAUUUUUGAGCUCUAGUUCGGUGUAAUCUCUCUUAAAUUUCUAUCACUAAAACCUAAAGCAAAGCGGAAGAGAAAUAUCGACAAACUUAGAAAAGAAACCAAAAGUUGAGGACCGAUUUACAAGCGACCAAGGAGGAGGUUGAGAGGCUUUCGAAGCUUGUGACUGGCAAAUAGCAAGAUGGCGCCCCAUUGUCUCCACUUUCACCUGGGCAAAGUAAAUCUGUUUACUUGGUCAGUACGAUGGAAUUAUGAAACAGCUACAGUCAAUUAAGGCCAAAUUGAAUGGCGCUAAGUUAUGGAAUGAGAUACCAGGUAGAAUGAGAGAUACGUCAAAAAAAGUGUUUAAACGAAAAUUAAUCAGUGUGCUCUUUGAAAUAUUAAAAGACAUAGGUGCAGGUAAUAUGGGUUUUUAAUUAACUCUUAUGAUUUUUGCUUCAUUUUUAGAAGGAGAACGACCUGUAGGAAUGGAACACGGUGCAAUCCCUGACAGCCAAAUCAGUGCUUCGUCGUCAUACCACAGUUCGAAACCGCAUUAUGCCAGAUUAAACUCUCAACCAGUGCAGCGGAAUAGAAAAGGAUCAUGGAGUGCAGGAUCAGAUGAUUCCAGUCAAUGGCUUCAGAUCGACUUGGGCGAUCAGUUCACUAACGUAACUUGUGUGGCAACGCAAGGAAGACAGGAUUAUCCUCAAUGGGUUACCAAGUACAACCUUCAGUACAGUAAUGAUGCUAUCACCUUUCACUUCUAUACGGACGAAAAAGGGCAAGCUAAGGUAAACUAUCAUUAAGCGAGAUGUAGAUUACCCAUUCCUGUGUUGUCUUUUGAGUUAGAACUACAAUAGGGCGGGCGCUGUAUGAGCUAAGGACCAGUUAUAACUAUUAUGAUGAUGAUACGUCGUUGUCCAGAUGUUCAUGUUCGCCACUAGAUCAGUCGAAACGUGAACGAUCUACAGAACAAAUCGGACUACAUCGUGAGAAAAUUGAUUGAAUACUUAAUUGUUAUCAUCAUUAUCACCAUUGCUAUCACCACAUAAUCACCACUUUCAAUCAUCACAUCACAUCACAUCACAUCACAAUCAUAACAUUUGUAUCAAAGAUGUUGGCAAGAUUGGCAAAAGUUCAGAAAAUUAUGAGAGGAGGAGAUAACCGAAGAAGGCGCUGGGUAAAGAGCUCCUUUUUUACCUGUGUAGUCUAGGUACUCUCAUUCUUACCACCAUUCUAUGAACUCAAAGUAUCGUUUCUAUUUUGUGACUAAUGAGAAACUUUUAUCGGUUAAACACCUUUGUCGUUCUGCUUCCAUUUGUACUCAUAAGCUACUGAGCAAGAAACCUCAUCAGAAGGGAAUGAAGUAUCAAUAGUAGUGGGACCAGACUCUUUCGAGGGGAAAAAGGCGAAUAAGGGAGUGAACUGCUCAAAAAUAUUGGCUAAGGAAUCAAGUCGAGCAAGGAACUUCGCCUCUUUGUUCGCGAUCACCCUGUUAUUUGCCCCUUUUCCAAUUCUUAGGAGCCUGGUCCGAGGCUAAGAUAUCAGUUUCAAAACGGCAGUAAUUUAAGCACAGAAAACACAUGAAAACACAUGCAAGAGGUUUCGUCCACUGGUUGAUAAUAUUCCAGACACAGAUUCAACCCCUUAGACGUUGGACAGCUAAGAGGAUGUUACUAUUCCAACCCUUCCCCAGUCUGGAUAAGGUGUUAUCGAAAUUGCAGUGUAUUUUCGAUUAAGUGCCAGCUCCAUCUUCUUUUUCAAUGUGUAGGAGUUUGAUGGAAACACCGACCAGGAGACAAUUGUUUCUCAUGAGCUGAACCCACCAAUUAAGGCACGUUACAUCCGUUUUCGGCCGGUGUCUUGGCAAACCUGGAUAUCGCUGCGCGUAGAGCUUUAUGGGUGUACACAAGGUAUUGGCGUUGUUUAUUUACAUUAUUAUCAAGUAUCAUUUUGAAUUUCAUAAAAAAAAUUAAGAGAAAUAAAAAAAGAUAAUUACUUAGUGACAGUACUUUUCUUGUAUUUAGUUCUUUUUACGUGUAGCGAAGAAAAAAGUUCUUUCCAAGGAUCAUGGAUUGCCUUAAACCCAGACAAGAAUAUUGGUUUUUGAACUACCCACUUUUGAACAUUUCCGUCACCGAUGCCUUCGACUGCCUAAAUCCACGUUGUGUUGGCUGUUAAAGGAGUAGCCGGCAGUGUUCUCGACUGAAAACCGUUUUCUUGUUUAUCAUCGCUCAAUCCGGGUAAAAUGUGAAGUAGUCCACGCAGUUUAUCGAGGCAAAUGGCAUUGUUUUUUUAAAUACUGUGAAAGGGCAGAAGACAGCCUUUGCGUCGGGCUUUUCUUCCCUUCCGCACUUCAGUGGCGGGGAUCUAGGGGAGGGGCCAGGGGUCCCGCCCUACCCUUAUUUUUAGACCAAAAUGGGGCCCAAAGGGCCGAAAAAAUUUGGGGGGGGACUGUUCCCCCCUUAUUUCAGGGUCUGGAUGACCGGAUCCCCCCCCCUUAUCUCAAGGUCUGGAUCCGUCACUGCACUCACCCCCUUUUAUCUCUUUCCCCUUUGUACAUAUUUACGUUUAUGUUAUAAUCAAUUAGACAAGAUCAGAGGUUUAUUCUGUACAGCUGAACUACAUGCGAAAUAAAAUAAUUGUUUUCCUUUAUUCCAUUCAGAUCUCAUUUCGUAUUACAUUCUAAACUAAUCUCAAGGUUGUUUUUAUAUUUGAUCUCCGCGUCUACUUUAUUUAUCCACUUAUCAUUCAAAUUGUUACAGGCUGCCCAAGAGAUAGGCAUGUGUAAAUCUAGGUAACACUUGAGAAAAAAUAACCAAGAGAACUUCUAAAGGCGUGACGAGGUAAAGAACUUCUGAACCAGGCCUUCUUCUCUUCCGGCAUGCCGUGCAUCACUCAUUUAGAACCCAAACAGUCAGUUGAACAGUUGUAAUUUGAAUUUAAAACUCACGAAAUAAGAAUAGAUACUACAUUUCAUCCUAUUUUCGUCUGCGGCGUUCUAUUCAUUUUUCCUUCGGUUUGAUCCACUGAUUACGCCGACAAGACAACAUUUACUUAUUGGUAUUAAAAUAACACAAUUAACAAUAGUUAAGUCCCCUAGGUCAUGGGCGCGCAUUGCGUAACAGACUUUCUUAAAUAUAACUACAGAAUGUCAACAACCCCUCGGUAUGGCAAAUGGCGUAAUCACUGGGUCUCAAAUAAGUGCUUCUUCAGAGUUUGACACUUAUCUUCAUGCUGCUACUUAUGGCAGACUGUUUUACAAAUUACAAAGAGGAGCAUGGUCGUCCCUUUAUAAUAACGUAAAUCAAUGGAUCCAGAUCGACUUGAGUGGUCACCGUUCAAAGGUGACUCGUGUGGCAACACAAGGACGAGCAGAAACUGAUUGGAGCGAGUGGGUGACCUCGUACCGGCUGCAACACAGCAACAAUGCGAUCACCUUCCAUUACUACAAAGAGCUGGGACAAACAACAGACAAGGUAAAAUUACUUACUCAUUAGAUUGACAAUGAAUUAGAGUCUUUUUGAUUGCAAUCUUGGAUCUAGGCGAUAUAGGCUUCUUUACCAGUCGCUGUUUCAAAGGAGCCCGGGCUUCUCCCCCGAACAAGAUCCUAGGGAGGCGGAAAUCGAGCCUAUCUUGAAUCCAACUGUAGCCAGCGAAAACAGCCUGCUCUCAUUGCUCCUUGUCGCUGUUGACGAUUCGGGAUGGGAAGCAAGGGAGGACCACCAUAUUCAAGGGAAAGGAUUGGCCUUAUUGAUCGAAUCGAUGCGUGGUGUUCAUUGAAUCGAUGAUAUAUUGCUCGCAUCAUUCAAAUAUGGUAAGCGCCAAUUGGUUUUGAAUAAUUAUCCAGGGAGAUUGGAGCCAAUCAGAAACCACGAAGAAUUUUGAAUGGAAUAAUAAUCUGAAAUAUUUCUAGGGUGAGCUUAUUCGGGGUUGUUUGGGAUAAUAUUUUCCUUUCAAAUUUUUCUAACAACUUGUUUCGUUUUAUGGUUUAGGUUUUUACGGGAAAUACAGAUAGGGAUACUGUGGUUUCUCAUGAACUAAGACCGCCAAUCAGAGCGCGUUAUAUUCGUUUUCGUCCACUAACUUGGAACAACCAUAUUUCAAUGAGAGUGGAAUUGUUUGGCUGUUCACAAGGUGCGUAAUAAUAAUAGUGUAAUACUAAUACUACUAAUGAUGAUGCUGAUGAUGAUGCCAAUAAUAACAAACCUGCUUCCGCUUCUUAAGAUACUAGACAAAAAAGAAAGUUAUUGACCUCAAUAAUCUGAAUUCAAGAGUUAAUCGGCUACUGGCAUGGGACAAAUGACUAUCAUUUGUACGUUUGCUAACAUCAUUUUCAGAAACACAGAAGCUAAAAAACUUAAUUUAUUAAUCACAAAAAUUAAUGAUUUGUAUUUCGAGGGUCGAAUUCCCCCAAAUUAUCAUAAUACCUCAGAAAUUAAAAAUACAAGGAUGUGACCAACGUCCUUAUCCGAAAGUGAGGGUAUAACAUCACACAUGUAAUGGGUAGGAAUAGAGGCCAGCUAUAUGGAUGGGAAGCUUAUAAUUUGAGACGUUUACCACGAAGCUGGAUAAAUAUCUCUACGUCGUUUCCUUAGAUUGUCAUGAUCCACUUGGUAUGGAAAACGGUGAAAUCUCUGAUAACCAAAUCAUUGCAUCCUCUGAAUGGAAUGAAAAGCACUCUGCCAACUUGGGGAGGUUACAUUUUGACGGAGGAGCACUGGGCAAGGCGAGUGCAUGGAUUUCACUCACAAAAGACGCCGACCAGUGGCUGCAAAUUGAUCUCUUUAGUUUAGGUAAUAAAUACACCAGAAUAACAGGUGUAGCUACACAAGGAAGAAGGAACGAAAACUACCAGCACUGGGUGAGCAAGUAUAAACUGCAGUACAGCAAUGAUGGAGUGAAUUUCCGGUAUUACAAAGAACAAGGACAGACUGCGGACAAGGUAUUAUGACAUAAAGAACUUCACGGUUGUUAAAAACGCACUGUUAUUAUCUACGGAUUAAAUGAUUGCAAAGUGGACAAAACACCUGGCUAUGCUUGCAAACGUCGGCUUUCCACUCUCCAACUGUAACUUAAUUGGUUUCUCUAACACACAUCCACUGGAUAGUUUAUUCCGAGGAUAGUGCUAUCAAGCCUUCGAGCAACCAGAUCCUAGUUUCUUUAAAGCUUAUUCCACUCGCUGGAAGUAAUACUGUUAGUUUUUGCUCCCGUGGUGAAAAAAGCUACCGCAGAGAUAACUGGCAUGUGGCAGUCUAGCUUUUAUAGCGAUGUUGCUUUUUGAUCCUUCAAUGUUGGCUCUUCCUAUCAUUGCGAGGAAAAUUCGCCAAGUGAUAGAUUGCUCACCCACCAAUAGGGAAUGCGAGCUAGGUUUAAGAAAAAUCAGACUUAGGAUCUCAACAAAGUUGUUCAUGAAGCGACAGUAGCUCGCUAGAAGUGUUGGUUAUUAUUUUUGCUCCCGCUAAACAAAACAUCACCAAUGUAGAGUAAAUAUACAUAAUAAAUUCAUUUACGUCAUAGCUAUAGUUUUACUGUAUAUGUUAAAAAUUUACCAUCGUAUAGGAAUUUGCUGGGAAUGUCGGUCUUAAUGAGACCGUUGUUCAGCACGAUCUUGAUCCACCAAUCAGAGCACGUUAUAUCCGCUUUAGACCAAUGGCGUGGAAUAUCCACAUAGCAAUGAGAGUGGAGAUCUAUGGAUGCACGCAAGGUAAAUGAUAGAUUUUAGGGGAACCUAUGAAAGCAAAUAAUAUAAAUUUUUAUGUUUUCUUUAUUUUCCUUUACAUAUUAAGUCAAGCACUGCUGGCAGAAGUGUUAAGUUGAGUCAGCUCUGUUUACUGGGACACGAAAUAAUGCAACAUUCAUUAAAUAAUGAAUUUGUCAAAGAUGUGGCCGUUUCAUUGAAAAAAUAUAAAGCUGGGAAAACUCACAUAAAAAAAUAUUACCACACACACACCAUUCCAUAAGAUCAAAGUAGAAAGAAAGAAAGGAAAGGAGGAUUUUCUACUUUAGGACGAGUUUUGAGCUACACUGGAAAGGAGAGUUGGUAAAGAAAUGAUUUGCUUGCUCUCUGUUUUCGCAGAAUGUACUGCAACAGCUGUUGGCAUAGAGAUGGGAGAAAUUCUUGAUUCUCAAUUCGUUGCUUCAAGUGGCAAUGCUUCGCUGGCAAGAUUAAAUGGACGCUUUGCUUGGUGUCCAAUGAUAGAUGGUUAUGGUGAAUAUAUACAGGUAGGAGAAGUUUAUGAUAUCAUAAACUGUACUCAGCAUUCUUUCCUUGCAUGCGGUCCUGUGGAACACUCAUUUAGCUUUUUUAAAAGGAUUCGAUUAUUACAAAAGUUAACCACUUAUAAUUAGUGAUAAAAUGAGAAAACCUAAGGGCCGCUAAGAAAACUCGACGCCUAUUGACGAAGUAUUAAAUGAGAUAAAGGAUAAACUCACAAUUUCAUAUGAUCGGAAACUAACAAAGCAUAUCUGCGUAGAAAAACCACUUUGUAUUUUCGUAAACGCUGGCAACCUCUCGACCAGCUGCGGUCACAGAUUAUAGUUGAAAAAACAAAUGUUAAAGAUUAUGUGUAAUAUAAUUUGCAACCCGUUUUGCAUGUUACCAACACUUGACUCAUUGAUGUAUUUUGUUAAAUAUCAGAAUUCUUUAAUUUUCUGCUCAGGUUGAUCUUGGUCGACUGUACCGCAUUUGUGCUGUAGCCACGCAAGGAAAUCCAGGAAAAAAUAAGCAUUUCUUAAAGGAAUACAAAUUGGGGUGGACCAGGGACCUGAUUGCAUGGGAAACAAGUACUGAGGUAUGGACACGUGAAACCUAGGUAACAUACACAGUCCGAUUUAUUGUAAUGAUUUAGUAUUUUUGCAUUAGAAUCGCUUACCCCCCUUAACGAGACAGGUGAAAAAAUUCAACCUUCAUAAUAGCCAGUUUCACAAGUACCCCCAGUAACCCUCACGAUAACCGUAGAUAUAUACUUUUUAUUAUAUAUUAUACCUACCUGGUCAGGGGUGGAAAAGUUCUUUUGAUAGCGUUCUUUAGGUACGGAUCAUCUUGGUUUUUCAUUUAGAUCUUUAUUCCAGAACUAUCCAACUUUACAGGCUAUCACAGGAAACACUAACUGGCGGGACGUUGUGAAGAAUUCCAUUCCUGCAAUUUACGCUCGGUAUAUUCGCCUUUACCCUUUAAAGUGGUACGUCAGGGGAUGUGUGAGGAUGGAGCUUUAUGGGGAGCCCUGGCUAGAAGGUAACGUAAGGAUACAACAUUUGUUUAAUUUAAAAAUAAGUUCCAUAACGUCAGAAAAUAAUAUUGUUUUCGUGAGAGCAAAGUAUUAGAGACCUUUAGCAUCAGGUUUUUCAUGGAAACCGCAAACCGCAAAAUGUCACGUGACCACGGCCUUGCGGUCACGUUUGCAGUUUGCAAUUCAAGUUUGAACCGGCACGGAAGGGCUUCUAGCGGAAAGUGAUUUACGGCAAGGUUUUUUGCCACUAAAAAUUGUACAGCCUCGCGUUUAAAGGUACGAACUAGCUUGUUAUAUCCGUUUGCGAUGUGUUUGUUGGAUUUUGAUCCCGAAUCAAUGAAUUAUUCCUGUUUUUUGGGCGAUAAAAGUGAUGCAGUGAUGCACUUCGACUUGACGAAAAACAACAUGGGGCAAUAAACAUAAGAAAGUUCUCUGUUCUAAUUAAUCCAGAGUUAAAUUUUUUUCUAUCUUGUUACUGAAUUCAUUACUUAAAAAGUCUCUGUUUAGUUCAUAUUUUUAACGUAUCAGCUGACGUAUCACUCCGCGAAUUUCAUUUUAUUUUACUUUAAUCUUUUUUUGCUACUGUGGAGCCCAGGCUUCUUAAGCCUUCUGGUUUCCUCUGGCCUCCCUUGCCAACUUACAAUUCCCAUAUGUAUUCUUGUAUUGUAUUAUAUUUUGGCUAAAUAAAAAUGAAAUAAAAUGAACUGAACUGAACUGAACGCCUUGCUAAAAUUUGAAAUCUCGGCAACGUGAAACUGCAAACCCGUAACGGCAAACUGCGGUUUGCGGUUUGCGGUUUCCCAUGAUAAACCUGAUACUAAAGGUCUCUAUUAUCUCAGCUGCCCUCGGGUAAAGUUUUCAAAUCUAAUUUUUAAGCCUAUUUGAAUAUUUGUAAAUACUUUGGUUACUGUCUCCUUUUUUCUAGUGCCAACUACAAUAUUUACCUCCACGGCUUCAGAUGAGGCACUACAAAGUCACGUCAUCUCCACACUGAAUAACACCAGCGCCAUAGAUUGCUUUAAAAUGUGCUUGGGGACCACUCACUGCGAGGCGAUCAAUUUAAGCGAGAGGUUGAAGAUGUGUGAAUUGAGCGGUUCUACAGCUAAGGCGCAAAUACUUGAGGAACGGGAAGAAUUUCACCUCUUUAAAUCGCCUGCUCACCAAGCAAUCUCUCUUUAA